GGCCUGACCCCGGGGGGAGCGAGCCGUGGCGAGGCUGGGGGUGGCCAGGGGGCCAGCCGAGGCCGAGGGAAACGCUGGGGCUGGCUGGGGGACGUGAGGAAGCAGGGCGCGGAGGGUGGGUUGGGGGGUUGAGGAGGGAUAAUGACGGGGGUGGCGGAGGCGAGAAGGCGGCCUCCGAGGCUGGAGGCGGGUGUCAGAGGUAGGGGAGGAGGUGGGAUGUUUGCACGGGGAGGCCGGAGGGUGCUGGGUGUGGGUGUGAAAAGGCUAGGGAGACACCAGGGCUCUGUCCACCGUGCCUGGUGCAGUGCUUUAUGCACCGCAGGCCUCAGUCACUGUUGCUGCCGGAGUGUGCUCUUUGGGAGAAGGGAAGGGCAGGGGUUGGAGAAAAGGGAAUGCUUGCAGGAAACGUAGUGGGAGUGCGAACAGGGAGAGGGGCCGGAGGAAAGAUGCCGGAGAGGUGGAGGAAUGCGGGGAGGUGGCUGUGGAGGAGUCUUGAGGAUUCUGGGGGGUGUUCAUUGUGCAGAUACGUUAGGUAUUUCAUUAUGGAAAGAACUGAAGCGUUUCUCAGGGAAGGAAAGAAGGGAGAUAGGAGUUCCCGUGAAUAGAAAGGAUCGCGUUUGAAGCAAGAGGGAGUGCUAAAUAGUAGAGAAGAUGCAGGGAAUGCAUAAUAGAAUAGACAGAUGUAGUAUAAUUAAUAAAUAUUGGCCUGAGUACUGAAGAGUUAUUCCAGAUGGGCCGGGAUGGCCUAGUUCCGAACCUGUGUGGGCUGUUCAGUAGAUGACAUCUGGAUAGAGGGAGGAGGAAUCAGCAGCUUGGAAAUUCAAGCACGUGAUCUGGCGGGAUGGGCAUUUGCCUGAUGUAUUUAAUGGAGGAAUCGGAUGGCAUAAGUGAUUAAGGUGGUAUUGAGGAUUUCUGAAGCCUAUGAAAGGUAGAAACUCAACCAUGAUUUCUUUUUCAACUCUACAGCAUUCCUUUCCUUGAAGUCUUCGUUUUUACCUUAGUCUCGGGGUCUUGUUCUGUCACCCAGGUGGAGUGCAGUAGUACAGUCACAGCUCACUGCAGCCCCAACCUCUUGGGCUCAAGCCAUCCUCCUGCCUCAGCCUCCCAAGUAGCUGGGACCACAGGCAGUUAUACUUAAGCAUGAACAUUGACGACAAACUGGAAGGAUUGUUUCUUAAAUGUGGCGGCAUAGACGAAAUGCAGUCUUCCAGGACAAUGGUUGUAAUGGGUGGAGUGUCUGGCCAGUCUACUGUGUCUGGAGAGCUACAGGAUUCAGUACUUCAAGAUCGAAGUAUGCCUCACCAGGAGAUCCUUGCUGCCGAUGAAGUGUUACAAGAAAGUGAAAUGAGACAACAGGAUAUGAUAUCACAUGAUGAACUCAUGGUCCAUGAGGAGACAGUGAAAAAUGAUGAAGAGCAGAUGGAAACACAUGAAAGACUUCCUCAAGGACUACAGUAUGCACUUAAUGUACCUAUAAGCGUAAAGCAGGAAAUUACUUUUACUGAUGUAUCUGAGCAACUGAUGAGAGACAAAAAACAAAUCAGAGAGCCAGUAGACUUACAGAAAAAGAAGAAGCGGAAACAACGUUCUCCCGCAAAAAUCCUUACAAUAAAUGAGGAUGGAUCACUUGGUUUGAAAACCCCUAAAUCUCACGUUUGUGAGCACUGCAAUGCUGCCUUUAGAACGAACUAUCACUUACAGAGACAUGUCUUCAUUCAUACAGGUGAAAAACCAUUUCAAUGUAGUCAAUGUGACAUGCGUUUCAUACAGAAGUACCUGCUACAGAGACAUGAGAAGAUUCAUACUGGUGAAAAACCAUUUCGCUGUGAUGAAUGUGGUAUGAGAUUCAUACAAAAAUAUCAUAUGGAAAGGCAUAAGAGAACUCAUAGUGGAGAAAAACCUUACCAGUGUGAAUACUGUUUACAGUAUUUUUCCAGAACAGAUCGUGUAUUGAAACAUAAACGUAUGUGCCAUGAAAAUCAUGACAAAAAACUAAAUAGAUGUGCCAUCAAAGGUGGCCUUCUGACAUCUGAGGAAGAUUCUGGCUUUUCUACAUCACCAAAAGACAACUCACUGCCAAAAAAGAAGAGGCAGAAAACGGAGAAAAAAUCAUCUGGAAUGGACAAAGAGAGUGCUUUGGACAAAUCUGACCUGAAAAAAGACAAAAAUGAUUACUUGCCUCUUUAUUCUUCAAGUACUAAAGUAAAAGAUGAGUAUAUGGUUGCAGAAUAUGCUGUUGAAAUGCCACAUUCUUCAGUUGGGGGCUCGCAUUUAGAAGAUGCGUCAGGAGAAAUACACCCACCUAAGUUAGUUCUCAAAAAAAUUAAUAGUAAGAGAAGUCUGAAACAGCCACUGGAGCAAAAUCAAACAAUUUCACCUUUAUCCACAUAUGAAGAGAGCAAAGUUUCAAAGUAUGCUUUUGAACUUGUGGAUAAACAGGCUUUACUGGACUCAGAAGGCAAUGCUGACAUUGAUCAGGUUGAUAAUUUGCAGGAGGGGCCCAGUAAACCUGUGCAUAGUAGUACUAAUUAUGAUGAUGCCAUGCAGUUUUUGAAGAAGAAGCGGUAUCUUCAAGCAGCAAGUAACAACAGCAGGGAAUAUGCGCUGAAUGUGGGUACCAUAGCUUCUCAGCCUUCUGUAACACAAGCAGCUGUGGCAAGUGUCAUUGAUGAAAGUACCACGGCAUCCAUAUUAGAGUCACAGGCACUGAAUGUGGAGAUUAAGAGUAAUCAUGACAAAAAUGUUAUUCCAGAUGAGGUACUGCAGACUCUGUUGGAUCAUUAUUCCCACAAAGCUAAUGGACAGCAUGAGAUAUCCUUCAGUGUUGCAGAUACUGAAGUGACUUCUAGCAUAUCAAUAAAUUCUUCAGAAGUACCAGAGGUCACCCCGUCAGAGAAUGUUGGAUCAAGCUCCCAAGCAUCCUCAUCAGAUAAAGCCAACAUGUUGCAGGAAUACUCCAAGUUUCUGCAGCAGGCUUUGGACAGAACUAGCCAAAAUGAUGCCUAUUUGAAUAGCCCGAGCCUUAACUUUGUGACUGAUAACCAGACCCUCCCAAAUCAGCCAGCAUUCUCUUCCAUAGACAAGCAGGUCUAUGCCACCAUGCCCAUCAAUAGCUUUCGAUCAGGAAUGAAUUCUCCACUAAGAACAACUCCAGAUAAGUCCCACUUUGGACUAAUAGUUGGUGAUUCACAGCACUCAUUUCCCUUUUCAGGUGAUGAGACAAACCAUGCUUCUGCCACAUCAACACAGGACUUUCUGGAUCAAGUGACUUCUCAGAAGAAAGCUGAGGCCCAGCCUGUCCACCAAGCUUACCAAAUGAGCUCCUUUGAACAGCCCUUCCGUGCUCCCUAUCAUGGAUCAAGAGCUGGAAUAGCUACUCAAUUUAGCACUGCCAAUGGACAGGUGAACCUUCGGGGACCAGGGACAAGUGCUGAAUUUUCAGAAUUUCCCUUGGUGAAUGUAAAUGAUAAUAGAGCUGGGAUGACAUCUUCACCUGAUGCCACAACUGGCCAGACUUUUGGCUAAAAAAAAAAAAAAAAGUGUAAAUAAUACUGGCACUUUAGAACAGAUUAAUCAAGAGUGGGGUUACUCUGUGUAAAUGGAGUGCUGUACAGAUUUAAGAGCAAUGCGUAAUAACAAGUUAAGCUGAUAUGAAUAGCAAGAUAAUCCAAUAACUGCAUUUCGUUUGGUUAGUCAGCAUUCUUUGAACUGCCUUACAUGUUGUCACCUUUAUAGAAGCAAUGCAUUACUUGUUUUAGAUCAGAAACUUGCUAUUCCACCCACACCAAGUUAAAAAGGAAAAAAAAAAGACUUUCGCACAAUUGUUUCCUAACUGAUAACAUUGUACAUUCUUAGGAGAUUAGUAAUUGUGUGAAAUUUACUCAUACUGUUUCUAAGUUUUUCAGCAUAGUCAUUGCACUUCAGCAGGGAAUCUGAGUAUACUUUACAGACAGAGUGAACUUAAAAGUUUAAUGUCAAGAGAUUAUGGCUUAAAUAAAUUAGUGUGUCCUAUAGGGGGAAAAAAACCAAGAAACCACCUUUUAAAAAGAAUGAUAUGCCAUAUACCCUUGAUUUUCAUUUUGCAUUAUAUUGACGUGUUUUUUUGAAGGAAAAAAAGUAAUAAAAAUCUGAUAGUCUAAGACUCCACUAUUUAAAAGCCUAAUUACUUUAAAAAUAUGCAUACUUUCAAAACUUUUACCAAAACACACAACUGUUGAAGCAGUCACUUCUCUAUGGAAGUAUGCAUAUUGGUGUCAGUUUCUUUGUACAGUUGUACUUAGAUAUUUUUUAUGAUUUUUCAUGUGCAGGUAUCAAGGUUUUGAAGUUUUAGUAAAAGAAAUUCUGUAGAUUACAUUCCCAAGAACAUAAUGCUUACACAAAAUGUAUAUUCCACGUUUUAAAGCUUAAUUGUAUUUUACUUUACAUAUACACUUCAGUUAACAUAGAGCACUUAGAAUCUAUUUGGUAUUUUUGAUUUCUCAAAGUAAAAAAAAAAAUUAGAUUUUUAGGUUUGAUAUGGUUGUGUCAUAAUCAUCUCAUAAUUGACAAUUUUAACUUUUGGCAAUAAAAGGAAAUUGGGAUAUCUUUGGAACUGUAAAACCUGGUUUAAUCUUUUUCUUUCUAGACUCUUGAUAGAUUGAAUAAUUAAACAGUAUCCAGAGAAACUAAAGAAAUGGGCAUUUUAAUUGCAUAUUUUAUCUUGAGUUACUUUUUAAUGAACACUGCUCAUUACAACUUUACAAACCAAAAGUGUUUACUAAUUCCAGUAACUACCAUUUCUUUUUCAGCUAGAUGAGUGAUCGGAAAAUUUUUGUUGCAUUUCAAAAUCUAAAUAAACUACAGACUUUAUCCUUAUACCAUGAAUGUUUUUUUUUAAUACUCUGUCUUAAAAUAAUACAGCAUGGUACAAUAAAUAGUGCUUUUAUGUAUAUAUACACACACACACUUUUCUGAAGAAUGAUGGUUUGAGUUAUGUGUUGGGCAGUUUUGAUUUUUGGAAGUUAUAUUAGUUAUUGACUCUUUGUUACAACUUUUUCAUUUUUACAUUUUAAAUUUCUGCCAUCGUUGUCACAAUGCACAUCCUGAUAUAGCACCAGUGAAAAUCUAAAAUUAAUACCCUUGGAAAAUGAAAAUAUUCUUAAUUUCCAUUUUGACUCUUAUACUGGCCCUAUAGCUCUGCAGUCUUUGUUUCAAUAUAGAAUAUGUUAUCCGUUUAAAUUAUUUUUUCUUUUAUUUAAUGUUAUCCGAAGACUGUUCUCAUAAAGAAAGGGAAGAAAUAACUAUCCACCCUUAACAUCCUUCAUUUAUUUUGAAUAUAUUGGUGUUUUUAUGAUAAGGAAUAUAAAUUAUAUUUAAUGUGGUUUCCUGUAUACUUUGGUUAUUAAGUUUUGCUUGAAAUAGUAGUUUUCCCGUUUGACAGCUUUCUUUGCUGCCAAAGUUUUCAAGAAUUUAAGACUUCUUUGAAGUAAAUAUUUAAGUUCUGCCAUUAUUGACUCUUAAGAUUGUGUGUGUUGUGUUGUGCAUUACAUAAUUACAAAAAGGCUUCAUUCAGGUGAUAUGUUAAAAAUGGAACUGUGCUCACCCUAAAUAGGCAUUGGUAUUUUUCUCUUUUGGUGAGAGUAGGCAUUUAUUUCUUGAGUUGUUUUGGAGCCUGAUCAAAAAUUUUGUUCAUGGAGAACUUGAUGCAAUUUUGAUACAGUGGAGAGGUUUUUUUCGGUUGUUUUAACAUCACCAGCAUAGUUUUUAGAAUGUGACUCUUGCUGAGCAUUUAGGGUGAGCUUGGGAAGGAAGGCCUUUGAAAAUGGUAGUUAUGCAAGCAGACUUUCAGGUGUUGCAUUCCUGUUUUCAACACAUUUCUUUAAAUCUACAUAAUGGCAGACUUUUCUACCAGGUUAUAAGCAUUUUUUAGAUAAGUGAUACUCAGCCAGCAUAACUUAUUGACUUACCAUUUACGUAUAGUCAUCACUCUCUUACUGUGAAAUUCCAAAUGCCUACCAGAGUUACCUUGUUCUAUCAUAAUAUAACAAACAUCUCAACAGUUUUGGAUUUCCCCACUUUGGUUCAGAAGGUUAUUUAAUUUCUAUCUGGGCAUUAAUGGAGAACAUAAGUAGCCUUGUGUGCUGCUUCAGAUUGAAACAUGGAGGAUAUGAGAUAUUCUUCUGCAAUUCAUGUUUCUCAUUUCUCAAAGUGAGCACAUUGUUCUAUAAAAACAUGCUGGUACACCCUUAAACUUUUGAUCAAUCUGAGUGAGGUGUGCUUUUCCUCUUGGGACCUACUCACGUUUGAAGAUUGGAAACAUCACGUUAGGCGAGGUAAUAUCUCUUGAACAUCUUCUAAAGGGUUUUUUAAAACCUUAUUCUCACAUAUUUCAUUUGUCUUGAAUAUUUAAGUGGCUCUUAAACGUUUUGGGUCUACAUGCAAAUGUGGUACUUAAUAAGGUAGGAAUCCAUCUUCUUAGCUCUGGCUGAGGGUGCCAGCCAUCGGUCAGGUCAUUUUUAUCUCAAGAGGCAGAAGGCAGUUAUGUCAAGAAUUGUGCUCAGGGCAGGAUUUCGUUUCCGCAGAGGAGAGACACUUGCAGAGUGCCAGCUAGGUUAGAUCUUUUGCCGCUUCUUUCAUUUGAUUAAUUUGGGUUUUUAAAGGGCUGUUUAAAAAAAAAAAAAAAGGCCGGGAAACUUUAAAAGUAGGCAUUACUGUAGUACUGCAUUUCUUAGAACAUUUUAAACUAGAACUCAUUUUUUUUCACAGUAUAUUUACUUGAAGAAGCACUAUAAUAAUCAUUGAGAAGUAUUUUGAGUCUGAAAUUUAAUUUAAUUUUCCGUUUCAAAUUGCUUUAUUUCAGGGAAAUAAUUUUCCAGUUGUUUUGCUAUAUUCUGCAAAUAAAAACCGUGUUUCCUUUUUUCACUUAAACUUUGGUAGGAAACAAACUAAAGCAGACAAACAUUUCUUGUUAUGUUUGUUGCUUUCUUUAAUCCAAUGGAUAAAAAAGUAAAACCCUGUAAACAUUAUUUUAUUUUUUUAUGCAAUACCAUGCUGUAAAUAUGGUUCAUCAAAUAAGGAUGUACCUAUGAUUGAAUCUUUAAUUCUGCACAGUUAGAGUUUAUAUAUAAACGUGUCUUGACAAUCAAGGACUUUUAUGUGAGUCUUCCUUUAUGAUGUUUAUUAAUGUUAUGCAUUCCAUUUGUUUUGAAGUGAGUACCAAUGUGCUAAUUUGUAUUGUCUGAAAGUAUGUAAUGUUUUUACAGCUUGUUUUUAAGAAUCUGUAAAUAUGUACAAACAAAUCACAGUACUGCUUUAUGUUAGAAGGCAUAUGAUGUUGUACUGUAUGUAAGCAAUAAUACAUAGCAGUGCUAACUCUACAAGUAGCAUCAGGAAAGUUCUAAAAACAUUUCAGAGUUAUUAAUUAUCCUUAUUUCAUUUAAUAAUGAUUAUCUUUAAUCAGUUUUUAUAAGCAAAUUCCAUUGUUCCUCCUAUUGGAACGUAACACUGUUUACACAGCAUAAUUGAAGUUGCAGGGGAGACAGGCUAAAUCUGACUUCAUCUGUACUCACUUUCACUAAGCAUUGAAUGGCCUUACCACUCUUCUGCAAGAUGGAGGAAGACCGCAAAACUUAGUGCCCAUCACACUGAAGGAAGGGAUGUGGUUUUUUUUCCUGCUUCUGUACUGCUACCUAACUUUGUGAUUUGCUUUGGAUUUUAAUAUUUGUUUCUGUUUUAGAUUCAAGCCCGUAAGUUUUGAGGUGACUUCAGCUCCAUUGUGAAAUAGAUAGUUCUCUUCAUAUUUCAUAACUACAUUUCAAUAAUUCUAAACUUUCUACAUUGAUUUUUAGAUACUUAUUUUUCAAGCUUGGUUUCUCAGCUGAUCAGAUGAAUUUAUUCAACUUCAAUACAAAGAAAGACAAACCUAUUAUAGUUUCAAGUGAGUAGACAUUAUAUUGUACAGGACAGCUAUUUGAACACACAUCACUGCUUUAGAAAUAAAACCGCCAAUUUAUAAAUGUAUAUGACCUACAUUUUAUAGGAAAAAAUGUUUUUAAAUGCUAGUCAUUUAUAUAAUGUGCUUUGAAGGAUUUGCUAGUCCACUUCUGUCACUUUUUAGUACACUGGUAUCUUUUAUAUGUAAUGUAUGCUUUUUAUUAUUGUAGCAAAGCAUUUCAGUAGAAAGAAUUUUGCAACAAUAUGGGGGAAAUUUUUCAUUGUUGGAUUUGAAUUAUACUGGAUUUUAUCUGUGUAGUCUUACUUGUCUUUAUUUUAAUGCUGUCUGAAGGGAACUUGGUAUCCAAAUAAAGCAGGUAACCUCAUUUUACUUCAAGGGCAUACUGUGUAGUGCUGAAUUUAAUCUGAAAAUCUGAUGAUUUUGAAAAGAAAAACAAGUUUAUAAACAUUGUACAGAAGAAAUUAAAUGUGUGAUGGAAAUCCUGAUGGUGGAGCACGUUGAAUUUUCUGAUAUAUAGUGUUAUUUUCCUGGGAUCCCCUAUGCCUUCUUUGUAUUUCAACUAAUAAAGGAAAAACCCUGUCAUUAAAACUGGUAAGAUAAUAGGAUAUUCUGAUUAUACAGUAUUACUAUUCCUAUCCCAUUUUCUGACCUUUUCUCAAUCACUGUAAAUUUUUAUUUUCUAUUUCCUAUUGAUAAUUAAAUAUGUACAUAAUAUAGACACUGUUGUAUAGAACUAAAUGAAUUGGGUUGCUAUGCUUGAGUGGGUAGUGAAAUGGAAAUAUUUGAUGAAUACUGAGAGUUCCUAAAAUGCUAGAGCAAAUUUCCGAGGGAAAGGGGGGCAUCGUGUGUCUUGGGAAGGUUGCAGCAGGUUGUUUCUUCAACUCCCUAAGAAAUCAUUGUGAAGGACUCAACUGCAAACUCGGGAUCAGAUACAAAAUGGGUCUUUCCUUCCCCUCUCCCCCCAAAAAUAGGAGCACUAAAUUUUAAAAUCUACUCAGGUGACAGUUGCUUUGCAAUGAAACUUAUCACAUUGAAAUUUUCAGUGUUAAAUAAAAAGAGAUUUGUGAUAUUUUUAAAUAUAAACUUUUACAUCAGUAGUCAGCAGCCUGACAAUUGAAAUUUGGUAAGUCGAUAUAUUUUAAAAUAUUUUGCUCUCCAAAUAGAAUUGUUUUUAAACAAUUGGAAGGAUUUUUUGUUUCUUUAAAUAUGUUUUAAUUGUCAUUGUAAAAACAAAAUCUUGCUUGACCCUAUAUUAUGCCAUGAAUGAAUUGCUGAGCCUUUAUAAUAUAGUGACAGCUUGUUUCAUGCAUAGUCAUGGAACAUAGAGAUGUUCUUUAAACUGACCUAUUGAUAAGAGGUUUAAUGAGUUUCACGGCUUUCAACACUAUUGUCAUAUAGUUAUCUUUGCCAUUUGGAGUUUAUAAAACCAUUUUAUGUAUUGUGAUACUAAAGGAAGUUGUUUUGCUUUACUUUAAAUUGAAUUAUUAGACUAAUAUUUGCAAAUUCUGCAUUUUAAAUGUGGACACUGGCUGUUUGAAAAAUAAAAUAUAGAAUACAGUUUUAUGGAUAAUUUUCGAGCUGAAUUUUUCACAAUAUUCUGAACCAAAUAACGAAUGGUAAAUAUGCAAAAAUCAUGGUGCAUAGAUACAACCGUAAAGAGAAAAGAAUUUCUGUGUGGAAUUAACAGUUACACAAAUUGGGUAACAAUUAUCAGGGCCUUUAUUAUAGCUUUAUGUGGAAUGUUAUUCUAAAAUGCAAGAGUCAAAUGUUACUGUCAUUGAAUAUUUUAGACUUGAAACGUGUUUAUCAUAGGGCUAAGAAAAUAUGUGUUUUUUUCUUUACAGAUAAGACUCUGUUAACCCACUGUCAGCAUACGUGGGAUUUCUUUUCUUUUUUCUUUCAUUAGUGGAGAUUUGUUUUCAUCCAUCUACCACCUUGCCAGUACCCUAGCUUGUGACCAGCGGGAUGCAUUGUAAGAAAGUUGUCUGUGGUUAGGAGUGCAGUCUGGGUCCAUGGAACAAAUUUAAACUAAUUGGCCCUCGCAAUGAUCAGUCCUAGGACCCUGGCCUUAUUAUUAGCAUGGUGCUUUAACCAAUUGUACAUAAUAAUACCACUGAUAGUCUACUAAUGCAUUUCCUAGAUCCCAGUUUUUCUUGAAUGAUUAGGAAUGGUGGGGAGAGGGGAGGGGAGAUAUUCUACAUGAUACUUCUCCAAUCUUCUAAAGAUUAUAAGAAAAAAUAAAAAAUUGAAGUCACUUGAA
Messenger RNA from Pan troglodytes (chimpanzee), 10193 nucleotides. RefSeq names its product zinc finger protein 148 (gene ZNF148). NCBI's taxonomy places the organism in Eukaryota, Metazoa, Chordata, Mammalia, Primates, Hominidae. The record is from RefSeq and is a predicted model, not a curated record. The coding region runs from base 1141 to 3525 and encodes 794 amino acids. Gene Ontology annotation, molecular function: RNA polymerase II cis-regulatory region sequence-specific DNA binding; DNA-binding transcription factor activity, RNA polymerase II-specific. The transcript has 10 exons. Gene Ontology annotation, biological process: regulation of transcription by RNA polymerase II.